GGUGACGAUGGCCGUGCUGCGCGUCAUUCUACUGGCGGCCCUUCUGGGUCUUUGCCUCGGCAAGAAGAGAUAUGAUGGCUACAAGGUUAUCCGUGUGACUCCAGGCGAUGACUUCCAGUUGCGUUCCAUAGCGGACCUGAAACGCGGUUUGGAAGAUAAGGUUGAUUUCUGGGCCGAGCCCAGCCACGUGGGAAAGUCCGUGGACCUGAUGGUGGCCCCCUUUGACGUCGACUCUGUCCAGGAUUUGCUGGCCGUACACGGCCUGGAGUCCACGGUCACGAUCGACGACGUCCAGCAGGUGAUCGAGGAGACGAGCCCUGAUCGCCCGGACAACCUGGCGGCACUCUCCAACUUCAGAUACGACCAGUACCACAGUUUGGACGAGAUUUUGGCGUGGUUGAACGACGUGCAGGGAGAACAUCCAAACAUCGCCCAAAGGAUCGAUAUCGGUUACUCCCUUGAGGGAAGGAAGCUUUCUGUUCUAAAGCUCGGCAAGCCAGGGUCCAGCAAGCCGAUCUUCUGGCUCAUGAGCGGGACUCACGCUCGCGAGUGGCUGUCGCCUGCCACGCAACUGAAAAUGGUGGACUUGUUUCUGACCGGCUACGGCUCAAACUCUGAGAUUACCAACCUCCUGGACAAGAUGGACUUCUACUGGAUGCCGAUAGCCAACCCGGAUGGCUACGAGUACAGUCGAUCGAAUGAUCGUUUGUGGAGGAAAACGCGCGGGAAGACGUCAUCUUCUUGGUGUACCGGCGCAGACCCCAACAGAAACUGGAGUGACCAUUGGGAUGAUCCAUCACAGAGCACCUACGCCUGCGGGCAAACCUACCGGGGCCUGUCCCCCUUCUCUGAGGUGUGUGUUGACACGGUGGCCAAGUAUGUCUUGGGUCUGUCUAACGUGCAGGUGUUCAUUGACAUGCACUGCUACAGCCAGCUUUGGAUGACGCCGUACGGUUGGUCCACGAGUCUCCCGUCAAACUACCAAGCCCAGAAAAAUCUUGCUGACAGCGCCAUGGCUGCGUUGAAGGCCGUCAACGGAUUAAACUUCCAAACUGGCAGCAUUGCCGGUAUCCUGUACGAAGCCGCUGGAUCGAGCGUUGAUUGGGCGCAAAACGUGGCGGGAAUCCCCUACUGCUACGCCCCGGAGCUGAGGGACACGGGCUAUUAUGGGUUCUUGAUGCCGGAAAGCAGUAUUUACCCUAGCGCCAAUGAGGUCUUUGCGGCCAUUAAGGUCAUUGCCAACAACUUCGUCUAAGAACCAGGCUAGGACACAAUGCUUCUGUCCAUACGCAGACGGGCACUCUCAGCAAACGGGAUUUUCCGCCCGCUCGUGCAGAUUUUGUCUUAAUUAACGAACAAUUAAAAAAAAAAUUUAAAAUACGAAUUGAUCAUUUGUCCGUUAUUUUUUGGAAAUGCAUGAAUUUAGGGACUGCUUGGUCGCUUGGUGGCAGCAGACACAAUCUUUUCCCCGCCAAUUUUGAUUGUACGUUCGCACCCCUGUGUGCAUGCUUGCAGUUAUGUAAUGAUUGGAAGAGAUCUGGACAGUCAAAACUCCUCGAUUAUUCGCAUGUUGACAGCAAAUACAACAAAACCCUCUUUGCUAGAUGACAAUGCUAAAAUCCACUCAGUUGAAAAUAAAAGUAAUGAUAUGAUG
Messenger RNA from Patiria miniata (bat star), 1654 nucleotides. Its product is annotated as carboxypeptidase B-like. The transcript is spliced from 10 exons. Gene Ontology annotation, biological process: proteolysis. The record is from RefSeq and is a predicted model, not a curated record. The coding region runs from base 8 to 1255 and encodes 415 amino acids. Lineage: Eukaryota; Metazoa; Echinodermata; Asteroidea; Valvatida; Asterinidae. Gene Ontology annotation, molecular function: zinc ion binding; metallocarboxypeptidase activity.